This is a messenger RNA of Alligator sinensis (Chinese alligator), 1636 nucleotides long. RefSeq names its product reticulon 2 (gene RTN2). Lineage: Eukaryota; Metazoa; Chordata; Crocodylia; Alligatoridae. The coding region runs from base 89 to 1408 and encodes 439 amino acids. The record is from RefSeq and is a predicted model, not a curated record. The transcript is spliced from 10 exons.
GGGCCGCGGGGCAGCAUGGUGCCGGGGCCAUGAGCGCCGGGGGGCAGCGCGGGCCGAGCCCCAUGCCGGGCGCUGCCGGGCCGGGGCCAUGGGUCAGGUCCUGGGCUUCGCGCACUGCAAAGAGUCACCGUCCACUGCCUCCACCACCCCUGACUCCACUGAUGGUGGCACGGAGUCAGACUUCCCUGAGCUGCAGACGGCACGGGAGUUCUCAGAGGACGAGGAUACAGGCUCGCUGGGCUGGGCCACGCCACGGGAGCUGACCUUUUCCUACAUUGCCUUCACCCCUGGGCAUGAUGCCAGCCCCCCCCGUGAUGCCCGCACCCGCCGGCCUGAGCCCCCAGCCCCAGCCCUGGGUGACAGCCUAGAGAACAUCCCCAGUCUGUGCCAGUCACCUGAGGGGGAGCGUGGGCAGGGCCUGGGGAUGGACCCCUUCUCGUCCUGGGAUGCCCCCCUGCGUUACACCAAUGACCCCGAACCCCUGGAGCCGGGUAACAGCCCCCCCCCCCAGCCUCAGCUAGUGCCCACCACAAAGGCUACUGUGGAUCCUGGAGCCACCGAGGUCACAGAGGCUACAGCUGGUUCAGAGACAGCUCUUGAGGAGGCCCCGGGGGACCUCCAGCUCACCCCCGCCUUAGCCCUCCACCCUGCUGAGGGCACCCCUUGCUGGGCUGAAGGCACCCUGUCCUCCUCGUGCACCCUUGAAGGCCCUGGCUUCCAGGGCCUCUGGGAUGCCGAGGACCCGCAGGAGGAGAAGGCAUUUUUGGAGAUGGAGCCAAUUCCAGAGCAACGCCUAGAAGAGAUGGACCAAUCAGGGAACCCCAUGGAAGCCUACAACAUGGUGCUGGAGCUGGUGAUGUGGCGGGACGUGCGGGCCUCGGGGAUGGUGCUGACUGGGCUGGUGCUGGCGCUGCUCUGCUUGGCCCACUUCAGCGCUGUGGCUGUGUGCGCCUGGGCUGCGCUGGGCACCCUCAGCAUCACCCUCUCACUGCGGCUCUACCACAUGCUGCUGGGCGCCCUGCGGCCUGGCCACCGCCCCAACCCCUUCCAGCCCCUGCUGGACACAGAUGUGUCGCUGUCCCCAGAGCAGCUGGAGCAUGUGGCUGAGCGCAUAGGGCAGCACAUGGCCGCUGGUGCCCGUACCCUGCGCCACCUCUUCCUCGUCGAGGACCUCGUGGACUCCCUCAAGUUCGCCUUCCUGUUCUACAUCCUCACCUACGUGGGUGCCGUGUUCAAUGGGCUGACACUGCUGCUCAUGGGUGUGAUAAGUGCAUUUACCUUCCCUGUGCUCUACCGGCAUCACCAGGCACAGAUCGACCAGUACGUGGGCUUGGUGAGGAACCAGCUCAGUCACCUCCGAGCCAAGAUUCAGGCCAAGCUCCCAAGUGCCAAAGCAAAGGCAGAAUGAGCAUCCACCCUGCCCCGCUCCACCUGAACCCCUUCUGCUGCCCCCCUGGGCACAAGUUGCCCAUGGAGGGGUGCUUGGCGCUGACGGGACGGGGCUGACCCAGGGAUGGGCUGGGGAUGGGGGCAGCUUGGUGCUCCAGGGCACGAGCUGGGGGAGGAGCCACUCCCUUACCCAUGCCCACCCCGGCUGUGUGGGGUUUACACUUUAAUAAAAACUCUUGUCACAGAA